AUGGCAGUGAGUGCCUUGCUCCAGCACAAUCGUGAUAGACUUAUGGCAGAGGCGUGACCAGGAGGCACGACUUGGUGGAGGCAGAGCAACGGGCGGUAUCGUUGCGACGGCACCUGCAAAGACGCCCCGAAUUAAUCCUCCUUUUCGGCACAGGCGUUUUCGUUCGCUUUCACUUUGUAGGUGACGCCUUCGAUUUGUAGUUGACGCCUUAGAACGUGCGUCAGUUGAGUCGACAUGGUGACAUGGUAGAGAUGCCCAUGACAUUCCCAUAGAAUAAGUAAACACUGUUUACGGUAUUUUAUGUCAUUCUGCCGACCAGGAUCUGAAAUAUUUUUGUAAAAAAUUGGAUUAGUUGGAAAAUUAACUCGACAAGGUAGGUCCGCUGUUAUUUUAGGAUGGUAGGUCAGUCGUUAUUUUAUGAUGGUAGGUCCGCCGUUAUUUUAUGAUGGUAGGUCCGCCGUUAUUUUAUGAUGGUAGGUCCGCCGUUAUUUCAUGAUGGUAGGUCCGCCGUUAUGUCAUGAUGGUAGGUCAGCCGUUGUUUCAUGACGGCGUUGCUCUUUGCGUUACGCAUUAUUUGCCCAAAACGCUCUUCUCCCGAAGAAUCUGUAUUUUUGUUGAAGACGUGUUAUUUUAUUAUUGGUAUUUUGAAAAUGAAGAGUGACUAAAGUUAUUUUAAAAUUAAUCUCAGAGGAUAACCUCGAGGAAGGAAAUUUUGUUGAAGAUAUGCAACUGACAUCUGGUGAUGGCGUAGCACUGAGAUGAUGUGGUGAAAUAGUAGCACGGAGAUGAUGUUGUGAAAUAGAAGCACUGAGAUGCUGUGGUGGAAUAGUAGCACUGAGAUGCUGUGGUGAAGUAGUAGCACUGAGAUGCUGUGGUGAAAUAGUAGCACUGAUAUGGUGUGGUGGAAUAGUAGCACUGAGAUGCUGUGGUGAAAUAGUAGCACUGAGAUGGUGUGGUGGAAUAGUAGCACUGAGAUGCUGUGGUGAAAUAGUAGCACUGAGAUGGUGUGGUGAAUUAGUAGCACUGAGAUGCUGUGGUGCAAUAGUAGCACUGAGAUGGUGUGGUGAAUUAGUAACACUGAGAUGCUGUAGUGAAAUAGUAGCACUGAGAUGGUGUGGUGAAAUAGUAGCACUGAGAUGCUGUAGUGAAAUAGUAGCACUGAGAUGAUGUGGUGAAAUAGUAGCACUGAGAUGGGGUUGGGUUUAAAGAUUGCUUUGUCCAAAUACAUGUAUAUCUAUCGAGCAAUAUUAUACCCGUGUAAGUCAUAAAAGACAGAAAUGUUACAUGUGUGCCGAUGUAUUAAACGACACAUUAGAUUUAGUAACAUUGGUAGCAAUGUUUAUUUCAGAUCAUUUCCUCGGGGAGGGGGGUGGCCCUGGGGCGUAGGCAUUGCCAGUGGCCAGAGUCGUAGCUUGUGGGUCGAGGAGGAGGGGAGGACAGAUGCCACCGGGCCUCAGAGUAGCGUGGACAUCAAAAUGGUAUUUGAUAGUAUUAAAUUGUUUCGGGUAAUGUGUUUGAGAGAUGAAAAAGGGGGUGGGGGAUUAAAAAAAUGAAUCAUGUUCCCUGAAUUAUUUCCACGUUCCAAAGACUUCAUAUUUUUUUUAAUUUAUGUGUGAAUUUAUCUGUGGGAGUUUAAACACAUUCUUUGAACCAAAUCCAUAGGCUCAAUUUUUUAACUGACAAUUUAAAAAGAAUAUAUAUAUAUAUAUUUAAAACUAUUAAAUGAAAUGGAAUGAUAUGGUAUGAUAAUCGAGAUGUUAUUUUUACAAAAAGUAUGUGUGUGUCUUUAAAGCUUCCUGUUGUGUUUUCAUCUCUAAAAAAAAAUAGAAUGUAAAAAAAAAAAAAAAAAUUAAAAAAUAGGAUAGGUUGGGGGUGUUGGGGGUGGGGGGAAGGGGGUGGGGGAAGGGGGGUUGGGGUGGAGAUUAUUAUUCUGAUAUGAAAAAGAGAAAAGCAGUUGGAAAUUCAAUUAACGGCAGCUUAAAAUUUAAAAAAAAAAAAAAAAACUUUGUUAUCCAGGAAUCUGUGUUACAAAAGUGGGUACAUCUAAAUAAAAUUCAUUAGCGUUCGCUUUCAUACUAACUGGUGAACAAUGCAUGAUUUUAGAUGCGCCCGUUAAACUCUUUAUUUAAAAAAAAAUAAUUAAAUAACGAUUUUUUUUGUUACCUUUUUGUUUUAUCUAACUCAACACUCAAGGAUCGAGUUCGUUACGAUUCCUGCUAAUAACACUAUCUUUUUAAAAGCAUGAGGCCGUCUUAAACUUUGUAGGUUUAUUUGAAUACUUAGUUUAAAAGUCAUGCUUUUGUGGUGAAAUAUAAUUAGUCAACAGAUUGCACAUGUUUCAUACUCAUAUAAAACUAUAUUGAUAUUAGAAACCUUUCUAUUGAUGUCGAGGUAGUUUAAUGCAGGGUUAUCAACUUCUUUAAACUCGGGAGGUUCCAAAAAAAAUUAUAAUUAAAUAAAACAACCGAUAUAUGCGAAUAACGGGAUGUGAGCUUCGACUUACGUUAUUCAGGAGCGUCCAACGUUCGUAUCCGUACGAUAUUCAUAAUCGAAUUGUGUAAGCCUCAAACAAUGCUAGCCUUGAAUAUGCGGAUCAGCAAAUGUAAUGUAUCAAGUGUAACAAUAUUUCAUAGGCUCCGAUACACAGUUAUCGGUUAAACCUCAUCAGCUACUAUUCUUUUUUUCUUUUUUUUCCUUUUUUAAAAAAAAAAUAAAUAAAAAAAUAAAAAUAAAAAUAUAAUAUGAUUUCGUUUUAUUGCUGUAAACAUUUUUUUUUCGGGGAUGUGGGGGGUGGGGGCACACUUGCUUUGGCGCGCCCCCCCCCCCCUUUCUCGGAGAGAUGCCUGUAAGAAACACUGCGUGGGGGAAAUAAGAUUUAUUAGUACAGCGAGGAAUGUGACUCUCUUGUACUGUGAGAAAUGUGACUUUCUGGUACAGAGGUGAAAUUGGACUCUUUGGCACAGCAAGGAAAUGUGACUUUAUAAGAAAAUGGCGAAGCGGGGGGGGGGGGGGGACUUACGGCCCUUUUUUUUUNCCCCCCCUUUCUCGGAGAGAUGCCUGUAAGAAACACUGCGUGGGGGAAAUAAGAUUUAUUAGUACAGCGAGGAAUGUGACUCUCUUGUACUGUGAGAAAUGUGACUUUCUGGUACAGAGGUGAAAUUGGACUCUUUGGCACAGCAAGGAAAUGUGACUUUAUAAGAAAAUGGCGAAGCGGGGGGGGGGGGAAUUGUCAGCUCAUUUUUUUUGGUUUAAAGUUACAUUCAGGAAGAGGCAAGUCUGGAUGUAGGUUUCAAAAUAGCAGAACUGUCCAGUUGUCCUGUGACUUUUCUUUUAAACGCAUAUCUCAACGCGGAUGUUCAACUGCCGAGGCAAACACUUGGAUUAUCACCCACCCACCCAUACCCGUGGCGCAGCCCGUAUGUAGGGCUUUGGCCCGCCGCACCACUUCCUUCCACUCAGACCCAACUCAUGCUUUUUGUUUCCCAUGCUUUGAGUCCCAGCUGCUGUAGAUCUUUUUCCCCGCAUCAUCCAUCCAUCUAAGACUAGGUCUGCCUUGGAUUUUCAGACUUGCUCAAACAUUCAGGAUCCUCGGAGCCUGUGUAUUUAAAAAGUUAUCGCGUGUUUGCGUGGUGGUUGCGUGAAGUGUCUGUUACAGGAGGAUUAUUUAUUUCCAUGCAACAUGUCUCGGCUAUUUAUUUAUUUAUUUAUUUGUUUAUUUAUUUGUUUAUUUAUUUAUUAUGAUUACUUUAAAAUAAACAGUUUGGUUUAUUUAUUUAUGGGGGGGGGGGUUUACAUUUCAACGGACCACGUUAAGAAUAAAAUAAUGAUAUAAUAAUGAUAUAAUAAUAACCAAUGAUUGUUUUCGAUGAUCAAAAUGUACAACACACUACGCGGUACUCAAAAAUGUACAACACAAUCCCCGGUGCUCAAAAAUGUACACCACAAUACCCAGUACUCAAAAAUGUACAACACAAUACCCGGUACUCAAAAAUGUACAACACAAUACCCGGUACUCAAAAAUGUACACCACAAUACCCGGUACUCAAAAAUGUACAACACAAUACCCGGUACUCAAAAAUGUACAACACAAUAUCCGCUACUCAAAUUUCAGACAGUGAAAUGUUAAAUGAAGCAAAUUUUUUAAAAAAAAGCAACGAAAAGAUCACUAGAGGCGGGGGUGAGGUCUCCUUUAACAUGGCGUCUUAAAGUUUGGCUUACAAUUUAAAUCACGGCAUCAUACAAUAAUAUGUUGUCAGCUACCUGGAGUUAAAAAUAUCAUCAAUAACAUGUCAUUAGAUAUGUCAUCAAUAACAUGGCAUUAGACAUGUCAUCAAUAACAUGGCAUUAGAUAUGUCAUCAAUAACAUGGCAUUAGAUAUGUCAUCAAUAACAUGGCAUUAGAUAUGUCAUCAAUAACAUGGCAUUAGAUAUGUCAUCAAUAACAUGGCAUUAGAUAUGUCAUCAAUAACAUAAUAUUUGAACAUUAAGUUUUCAUACGUUUUCGUUUCCAAAAAAAUUUUCCCUCACUUAAAAGUCAUUUUCAAAUAUGUCAUGGUCAAGGUCACUUUGAUUCUAUGAGAAUGUGGCCAUGACUUGAAAACGCUUGAGAACCUGUGCACUAAAGCCACCGAGGUGAGUAAUUCCGCGCAGCUAACUAUAUUGUACAGAUCCUGGCAGUAAGUGAAAGUGUGUUCAAAUCUGUGGCUUGCUCAAAUAAAAAAAAAUAAUAAUAAAAAAGAAAAGAAAGAAAAUUGAUUCUAAACAAAUUCCCGGGAAGUAUUUUGUUUACUAAAAAAAAAAGUGCGGGAUCCCGGGAUCUCGUCAUCCCGGGAUCUCGUCAUCCCGGGAUCUCGUCAUCCCGGGAUCUCGUCAUCCCGGGAUCUCGUCAUCCCGGGAGAGAAACCCUAAGCACUUACGACUUGGCGCGGAAAGUAGAAACCAGCAGCUCGCUGUUUAGGGCAGCAGUUCUCCACCUGUGGGUCGCGACCCCCUUUGACGGUCGAACGACCCUUACACAGGGGUCGCCUAAGACCAUCGGAAAACACAUAUUUAUGAAGUAGCAACGAAAACAAUUUGAUGGUUGUGGGGUCACCGCACCAUGAGGAGCUAUAUAAAAUGGUCGCGGCAUUAGGAAGGUUGAGAACCACUGUUAGGGGAAUGUCGUAAAAGGAUGUUAAUUCAGCCAAAAUCUAAUAAUAUAACCAAUUCGUGACACGUUAAUUUUGUAGAAAUUCUGCAUGUAUCAGUGGGUAUGUAAAGAAAAACAAUUCCCAACUUUCCAUAUACAUUUUUACAACUGUGUACACUUCAACAACUUUUGUUUGCCCCACUCAGUGGUUCCAAGCUGGUGCACUCGUGAACCAUGUCAGAGCCCUCCAAGCCAGCCCUUGAACCCAACCCGCCCCCGCAGGUCGUCGAUACGCCACCGCAAUAUGGGGCACCACCACAGCAGUACGGGGCGCCACCGCAGCAGUACGGGGCGCCACCGCAGCAGUACGCCGGACCGCCUCAGCAGUACGCGGGACCACCUCAGCAAUACGGGGCCCCACCCCAUCAGUACGGGGGACCACCGCAGCAAUACGGAGCGCCGCCCCAGCAGUACGGGGGAGCACCUCAGCAGUACGGGGCGCCGCCACAACAGUACGGGGGACCACCGCAGCAAUAUGGAGGACCACCUCAACAGUACGGCGCCCCACCGCAGCAGUACGGGGCACCACAGCAGCCAAUGGUAGGUUGUAUUGACUCAACCACUUUACGUGUUCGAAAAUAACUUCGAGACGGAAAAUACAACAAAAGGCCGAUCCUUAACUGCGACAACAAAAUUUAUACUAAUCAAAAGUGUGCAACACAUUCUAUUGUUACGGAGAGAAACUCAUUGAAAUAAGUCGUAAAGUUUUAUCGGUAACGAGACAAAGUUUCAUUUGCAUAUUCAAAACCAGAGUGGGCGUGUCAUAGCGUGGACUAAACUAUCGGAGAGUUUGGACACCGGUAGACAGGACUAUACACCGCGUGACAGUUUGGACCAUACACAGUGUGACAGUUUGGACUACACACCGUCUGACAGUUUGGACUACACACCGUCUGACAGUUUGGAUUAUACACCGUCUGAUAGUUUGGACUAUACACCGUCUGACAGUUUAGACUAUACACCGUCUGACAGUUUGGACUACACACCGUGUAACAGUUUGGACUACACACCGUCCGACAGUUUGGACUACACACCGUGUAACAUUUUGGACUACACACCGUCUGACAGUUUGGACUAUACACCGUCUGACAGUUUGGACUAUACACCGUCUGAAAGUUUGGACUACAUACCGUCUGACAGUUUGGACUACACACCGUGUAACAUUUUGGACUACACACCGUCUGACAGUUUGGACUACACACCGUGUGCCAGAUAGGAUUAUACAUUGUCUGACUGUUUCUUCGAUCUCAUUUUAUGGCAUUCACUCACCUUUGCUUUUUUUAAAUUUGCUUACACAGACCCAUCAGAUGAUGCCAUUACGCCACCUUCUUACACUAACACACCAGCGAGAGUCAACAAUUAAAACAUUUUUUUUUUUUUGGGCACCAACUUUCCAUGUGGAGUCCAUCAUACACUCUCUCACUUUUGGCCUUUAAUUUCUCUCCAUUGCUAUUCUCAUUGUUUUGUAGUUUGAAAUAUUAAUUUUAUAUUAGAAAAUACUUCAAUUCUUGACAUUGACAAUACACACCACAGAAUUGUAAGAGAGGAAUGUUAUGAUUUUUUUUUUUAACAAAGAUCUUUUUUAUAGUGCACCUUUGUGUCCACGCAGAGCCUGAUAACAGGUUUUACAUUUCAAAUAAAUUGUUUUUCUUGUUAUGUAAUGUCCGUUGUGGAAGGCAUUUAGCCGAAACCUCUUUUUAAUAGUUCCGUCUUUUUUUUUUUUCCAAACCGAAACAUAUUAUAUUGUUCCUCUGUUUGUUUAAAUGUGUUCCAGGCCACAACAUCCACCAAUGUGGUUUUAGUAGGGGGACAACCAACAACGAAAACCGUCGUGGUACAACAGAGGUGAGUACAAACACAUUCGUGGUACAAAAGUUGUAAGUACAAACACAGUCGUGGUACAACAGUGGUGAGUGCAAACACAGUCGUGGUACAACAGAGGUAAGUACAAACACAGUCGUGGCACAACAGCGGUGAGUACAAACACAGUCGUGGUACAACAGAGGUAAGUACAAAUAGUCGUGCUACAAAAGAGGUAAGUGAAAUAGUCUUGGUACAAUAGAAGAGAGUAUAAACACAGUCUAGGUACUACAGAUGUAAGUACAAACCCAGUCGUGGUAGGUACAACAGCGGUUAGUACCAACAUAGUGUUGGUACAACUAAGGCACUAUCCAGCGUACAGCUGAGUUACAAUUCACCGUACAACAGAGAUAAAAUUUGUUGUACAACAUAGAGGUAAAAGUUCCCAGUACAAGAGAUGUCAAGUCAUUCUGAAAUUCGGUUAAGUAAGAAUGAAAGUUCUUCUAGGCAGACAUUAGAUGAAUAAGGUUAUGAAGUGUUGACUUGAUUGUCUAGAACUUUAUGAAGUGUUGACUUGAUUGUCUAGAACUUUAUGAAGUGUUGACUUGACUGUCUAGAACUGUAUGAAGUGUUGACUUAACUGUCUAGAACUGUAUGAAGUGUUGACGUGGCUGUCUAGAACUUUAUGAAGUGUUGACUUAACUGUCUAGAACUGUAUGAAGUGUUGACGUGGCUGUCUAGAACUUUAUGAAGUGUUGACUUAACUGUCUAGAACUAUAUGAAGUGUUGACGUGGCUGUCUAGAACUAGUGUUGACGUAGCUGUCUAGAACUUUAUGAAGUGUUGACUUGACUGUCUAGAACUUUAUGAAGUGUUGACUUGACUUUCUAGAACUUUAUGAAGUGUUGACUUGACUGUCUAGAACUUUAUGAAGUGUUGACGUGGCUGUCUAGAACUUUAUGAAGUGUUGACGUGGCUGUCUAGAACUUUAUGAAGUAUGACGUGACUGUCUAGAACUAUAUGAAGUAUUGACGUGGCUGUCUAGAACUAUAUGAAGUGUUGACUUAACUGUCUAGAACUAUAUGAAGUGUUGACGUGGCUGUCUAGAACUUUAUGAAGUGUUGACGUGGUUGUCUAGAACUUUAUGAAGUGUUGACUUGACUGUCUAGAACUUUAUGAAGUGUUGACUUGACUGUCUAGAACUUUAUGAAGUGUUGACGUGACUGUCUAUAACUUUAUGAAGUGUUGACGUGGCUGUCUAGAACUUUAUGAAGUGUUGACGUGGCUGUCUAGAACUUUAUGAAGUGUUGACGUGACUGUCUAGAACUUUAUGAAGUGUUGACGUGGCUGUCUAGAACUAUAUGAAGUGUUGACUUGACUGUCUAGAACUAUAUGAAGUGUUGACUUUACUGUCUAGAACUAUAUAAAGUGUUGACGUGACUGUCUAGAACUAUAUGAAGUGUUGACGUGACUGUCUAGAACUAUAUGAAGUGUUGACUUGACUGUCUAGAACUAUUUGAGGUGUUGACUUGUAUGUCCAGAGGUAUAUGACGUCAUUGACUUGACUGUCUAGAACUAUAUGAAGUCUUCAACUAUAAGAAGUGUUGACUUGACUGUGUUUAACUAUAUGAAGUCUUUGAUUUGACACGGUAAUGAAAUUAUUUUCUUGGUCUACAGGCGAGGAACAAACCACGUCCUGCAUUUUUUGAUAACUCUGUUCUUCUUCCCUUGGAUUAUCGUAUGGAUUAUCAUGGUACGUGGAUUAUCAUUUGGAUUAUCAGUGUUAUUUUGCUUAUCAUGUGGAUUAUAAUGAUAAGUGGAUUAUCGUGCAGAUUAUAAUAAGUGGAUAUCAUGUGGGUUAGUAUGGUACUUGGUUUAUUACAACUGAUUCAUCUUAAAGGUAAGGGGAAUAUUUUAAUGUGUCGCUUAUCUUACCAGAUAGUCUAUGGUAAUGAUUGUAGCGAAACAAUAAGAGGAUGAACAUAGUAAUUGUAUUAUCAUGAUAAGUGGAUUAUCAUAAUGUGGGGAUUUUUAAUUAUGAAGGAACCCUACGAAUGCUGUAUUAUGUGUAUUAUUAAAUAGGAUGGAAAAAAGUGUGUGUGGGGGGGGGUUGUCAUGAAGCAUGAUCUAUCAUACUACACAAUACACCAUGACAUGAAAAGUGACUACAUUAUUACUGGACAAUACAACAUCACAUUAAUAAUGGACAAUACGACAUAUCAUCAAAAAUGGACAAUACAGCAUAACAUCAACAGUUGACAACACAACAUAGCAACAACAGUUAACAAUGCAAGAUCACAUCAACAAACGGCAAUACAACAUCAGAUCAACAAACGGCAAUACAACAUCACAUCAACAAACGGCAAUACAACAUCACAUCAACAAACGGCAAUGCAACAUCACAUCAACAAACGGCAAUGUAACAUCACAUCAACAAACGGCAAUGCAACAUCACAUCAACAAACGGCAAUACAACAUCACAUCAACAAUUGACGAGCCUAAUCAAUGAUUCCCUUUUUUUUUCGUCUGACCCAACAGUGUAUUGUGGAGGGAGUGUAGCUGUUUCCACCCUGGAGUGUAGCUGUUUCCGCCUUGGCGUAUAGGUGGCCGGCCUUGUUGGCAACAACACUUAUAUUUUAAUGCUUUUUAAAAAAAAAAAAAAUAUACACAUUUUCUCGAUUAAAGGAAUGUUAAUAUCAGUAUGUAUAAAUCUGACGUUUCAAAAAAUUAAUGAGUUAAUCAUCUAUCAUCUCUACGAUCACUUCAAUUAUUAGUGAUAUUGUAAUUAAUUCACCUUGUCGCCUCCUCGUAAACUUCAAAUUUCCCAUGUCUGCAAGCAUGUUUCAACAUUUUUUUUUUUCAAAUUAAAAGAUAACUUUCACUGUCGUACGUAACACUGUUCCGAAUUCCGUUGUUUGGUUGUCUUUCCUAGUUGAUCAAUGAAGAUUUAUUUUAAAAAGUGAGAUAAGAUGCACCGCUGUAACCAGAAUGUAAUGCAAAGCUCAACAUCAAAGAAGGGGG
Messenger RNA from Lymnaea stagnalis (great pond snail), 10007 nucleotides. The record is from the annotation of a GenBank genome assembly. NCBI's taxonomy places the organism in Eukaryota, Metazoa, Mollusca, Gastropoda, Lymnaeidae.